This is a messenger RNA of Pan troglodytes (chimpanzee), 8276 nucleotides long. Its product is annotated as notch homolog 2 N-terminal-like protein A. Gene Ontology annotation, cellular component: cytoplasm; cell-cell junction. Gene Ontology annotation, molecular function: protein binding; calcium ion binding. The transcript is spliced from 2 exons. The record is from RefSeq and is a predicted model, not a curated record. Bases 6548 to 7312 code for a protein of 254 amino acids. Lineage: Eukaryota; Metazoa; Chordata; Mammalia; Primates; Hominidae. Gene Ontology annotation, biological process: signal transduction.
CCCAACGAAGGUCUUAGAAUACAAUCAACCAACUACAGGAAGAAUUUGUAGAGGAGGUUUUCUUGUGUGUCUGCAUCGCCCCACCCGCAGCCAUGUGAGGACACAGCAUCUGUGGCAACAAGGAGCCACCUUGGGAGCAGAGAGCAAGCUCUUCCAGACACUGAAUCUGCCAGCACCUUGAUCUUGGUCCAGCCUUCAGAACUGUGAGAAAUAAAUUUCUAUUAUUUACAAAUUACCCAGUCUAAGCUAUUUUGCUAUAGCGCAGGAAUGGACUAAAGAUGAUUUUCCUGGGAUAAAAGGACUUUCUAAUUUUAUUAUCUUAGCCUCAAAAGCACUAGAAAUUCUCCUUUUAUUUUUUCUUAUUUAAUUUGUAAAUAAUUGGAUAGUUAUAUUUUAGUUCUAUAUCUAGCUAGUAUACAAAUAAUGUAACACCAUCUCAUUUUGCUUUACAUUUCUUAGAAUACUAGCUAGUAAGGUCUUAUUUCAUAUCCUUUCUUGGAAACCAUAUGUGUAGUAGCCAGUCUCAUGAAAUCCUUGUGUUGAGUCACUGUAUUAGUCAUCUUUUUGCUGAAACAAUGCUGCUCAACAAAGAACUCCCCAAUCUCAGUAUUAUACAACACACAUCCAUUUCUCCCUCAAGGAUCUAUAGUUUAGGUAUGGAUUGGUUUAAGUCUGUCAUUUUCAUGGCAGAGUGCAGGAGUGCAAGAGAGUUGGCAGAGACUCAUGAUGACUGGUCUCUGCUCAGAACUGGCACAGUCUCGCUUCUGCCAUUUUCCGUUCACCAAAGUAAGUCACAUGGCCAAGUCCAAAGUCAUUGGUGCAGAAAAGUACAGUCUGCCCACAGAGUGCAGGAGGGGAGAGUAAUAUUUGUGGAACAAUAAUGCAAUCCACCAGUCACUGUAUGUGCUGCUUUCUUGCUUUUUGUUAAGCUUUUCUCCUUGUAGAUACAUGGUAACUUUAUUCUUCCUCAUCCCAUUUUAACUUAGCUAUGACUUUUGAACAGUGAAAUGUAACUUGUUUCGUUGGCUGAAACGUGGUCACUUCUGGGAAGAACGCAGACAUUUUUAAGAGCUAGUACAUAAUUGGCCCUUUUCAGUUUCCACUGUUUUAUUGAUCCUUGAAGAUCAAUAAGAUGAAGCUUUCAUCAACCUAAGUCCCUGAGUUACUGUGAUGGUCAGAGCCUUCCUGCUAACCCUAAUUGAACAUGUAGAAUGAGCAAGAAAUUCAUUUUUGUUGUAUUAAGUUACUGAGAUUUGGAGAUUAUUUAUUACUGGAGCAUAAUCUAGCCUAUCCUAACACAUUGCUUUUUAUUUCCAUUUUGCAACCAAGUAUUGUUAUGUGUGUGUCUGCUCUCAGUUUUCUGGCUUAGAAAUCAAGUAACCGGCCGGGCGCGGUGGCUCACGCCUGUAAUCCCAGCACUUUGGGAGGCCGAAGCGGGCGGAUCACGAGGUCAGCAGAUCGAGACCAUCCUGCCUAACACGGUGAAACCCUGUCUCUACUAAAAAUACAAAAAAUUAGCCGGGCGAGGUGGCGGGCGCCUAUAGUCCCAACUACACGGGAGGUUGAGGCAGGAGAAUGGUGUGAACCUGGGAGGUGGAGCCUGCAGCGAGCCGAGAUCGCGCCACUGCACUCCAACCUGGGCGACAGCGAGACUCCGUCUCAAAAAAAAUAAAUAAAUAAAAAGAACUCAAAUAACCUGGGUAAAUGAUGUUGAUAAAUUAAACUAUUCAUUUUAUUCUUUCCUGAGCGCACUGCUCUUAGUUUGGUCAACUGAUUGUGCUUCAGGGAAUACCUGAAUUGAUGAUAAGGGACAAAAAAUCGGAAGGUGUCACAGUCUUUACAGUCAGCUCCAAAUAUUCCAAUGAUACUUUUACCUUUCAUUCAGUUUUUAAAAUUCAUUUUCCUUUUCUUCUCUCCAACUUGUUUCUGGGUAAAAAGGAUUAUUGAUGUUGAUAUAGUUUACUGCAUAAUCUAUACAUCAAUAAUAAAAAUAGCUAUGUCUAAUAUAUUUUUGCCAGAUCCUCCUCUAACAAUUGUGUGUGUACUAACUCUUUUCAUCCUCGCAGCAGUCUUUUGAGGUAGGCUCUAGUUAAUGCCCACUUUACAAAUGACUAAUGUGGAGCACAGGGAGGUAAAUUAUACUGCCCACGUUCACAAAGCUGAUUGAUGGCAAAGCUGAGAUUUGAAACCAAUCAGUUUUGUUUCAGAAUGGCCUGCCUAACCAUUUUGCGUACUGCUUCCCUAAUUUUGACACGUAACAUUGGCUGGGACUUAGAUAGGAGGACAAUAUGUCUGCAACAUCUGUCACCUCAGUGAUCCCUGUGAUCACCUGGUUAGUCAGAACAUGAUGUCUUCUUGAUCCAUCACAGCUCCAUGUCUGUCUCUCUAACCUUGGGCUUAAAAAACAAAUGCCCUUUCCAGACAAAGAGGCAUCAUUCUGAGAUCAAGGAUACAGUGUCUGUAGUAGAUUAAAGAUGACCACAAAUUACUUGCUACUUCUCCCAUUGAGAGGUGGAAUCUAAUUCUCCUCCCUUUAAUAUGGGCUACCCUUAGAGACUUACUUGACUAAUAGAAUACAGCAGAAGAGAUGUCUGACUGGCCAGGCUAGGUAAGUAAGAAGCCUUGUAGCUUCCAUGUGAGACUCUUGGGACAUGUCUUCUAAGGCCUAAGCUGCUGGAUAAGUCAAACUACCAUGCUAGAUAAACCACGUGCAGAGGCCAUGAGACCACAUGACAAGGGGAGGGGCCUAGCUGAGCACAACAACCAACAGUUCCCAUCAGGGUGCCAGGCAUUAUGUGUGAAGCAGUCUUCCAUCAGCUGGACACAACUGAGCAACCCUAACUGUGGUCACUAUGGAAUAAAUUUGCCCUGCUGAACCAUGCUAGAAUUAUUGAUUACCAAAAUGAUGAGAUACAAUAAAUUGCUUAUUGUGCUAAGUUUUGGAGUAGUUUACUAAGUAACAAUAGAUAACUGGAACUAAAUUUGGUAUCUGAAAGUGGACUUUCACUAUAACAAAAACUGAAAACAAAUGGCAAUGACUUUGUACCUGGUUGCCACAGAAGUUAGAAAGGCCUCGAGAAAAAUGUUAGUGAAUACUGGAAGGACAUCGAGGAGACUGCUGGAGAGACUGAAGGACAGUAAAGAAAAUACUAUGGGGGGUGGCUAAAGAAAUGACCUGUGUUAUGUAGUGGCAGAAAGUUUUCGUCUUUGAUAAUGUGGGAAAAUAGAAAAGGUGCCCAAUGAAUGGGAGGAUCUGGCUAAGGAGAUUUUCAGCAGAAUUUCAAAACUACAAAGAGGUUUCUUUUAGCCACAUUAUUGUAAGAUAUUGAUUAAAAAAAAAGAAAAAAAGUGGGCUAAAAAAGGAGCCAUUUGGUUUUUAAGCAGAAUUUAGAGGAAUUAUAAAGAGGCAGGACUUGCUGGGUUCAGAAGAGAUCGGGUGCAUUCAGGGUGGCAUGGCCGUAGACUUUGCUGGGUUCAAACAUCAAACUGCUUCUCAUCCUCAAUCUCUCUAGACAGGGAAAGCUUUCAAAAUAAGAAAUGGCUUCAGGGCAAAAAUAAAUUCCAAGAUGUGACAGCUAGACCCAUGAUUAAGACCUCAAUUAAGGUGGUGCCUCAUAUAUCCUUUCAGUUAAACAAAAAGCCUUCUACAAUCUUGGGCAAUGUACCUCUCCAUUGGACAAAAGAGUUUCUAAGAAUUUUAAGGUUCUGUUAUCCCAUGUCAGACUCACAGUUAGUCCAAGCAAGGUGAAAAAGCUGGCUUCAGAAUGAAAUGUGGGUGUGGCUUUUGCCUAGUAAAGUUCGUUAUCAAUUAGUAUAUAAGACGCCUUAACAUUUUUAAGUGAAUUAUACCAGCAUGGACUGACUGAAAAGGAUGAAGAGAGUACAAAGUGAAAAGAUGCCUUUGGACCCUCAACCUGCCUCAGAGAAGCAGGCUGAGAAAGUUACCCAGCCAAAAACAAGGAUUACUUCUUAGGGAAAAAGAAGAACGGCUCAAAGAAUGGAACCAAGAGCCCAGAGGACUGAUGGAUAGCCAGAGGGAAUCAUUCCCAGGAGCAGGACUGGGCCCUAAUCAAGGAACUGGUAAUAUGUACUCAGCUAGAUUUCAAACUUUCUGUGGACUACUGACCACUGUAUGCCUCUGUUCUCUGACUCUUCGAAUGGGAGUGCCUAUUAUGGUUAUCCUAUCUCUGUCCCAUUGUUUCUUGGGUGUGAGAGCCCCAGUGACUUCAGAUCAAGGGGAACUAUACUCAAGGAGCUGAGUGCCAGGAGCCUCAUCAUCACCUGAAUUUGAGUUAGAUGGUGAGAAAGUGGACUUCUAGGCUGAUGCAGUAAAUGUCAGGAAACUUUUGAGGGCUUUAGGAGAGUGUGAGUUUAUUUUGCUUGUGGUAAUAAUGUCUGUGGCCAGAGGAAAAGGAAUGUGGUAGAUUCAAGAUGGCUACAAAUUUUUUGCUACUUCUCUUAUUCCAAGGUAGAAUCUAAUUCCCCUCCCUUGGAUCUAAGCUGGUCUUCAUGACUUGCUUGACCAAUAGAAUGCAGUUCUAGGCCAUAAACUCCUGAACCUGGGCAAUAAGAAACCUUGCAGUUUCCAGUAGGCCUCUUGAUAUACUGAGCUGCCAUGAAAGAAAUCCGACUACCUUGCUGGAGCUAUAGAUAGGAGAGGUCUUGAGGCCACCAGCAGUCCUCAAAGGCAUCAGGCACACAAUAUAAGUGAAGUUACCUGGGACCUCCAGAGCAGCCCUGCCUUCCACUGAAUACCAGCAAGUGACCCAGUCAAUACUGCAUGGGGAAAACAAAUUGCUCAGCUGAGACCUGUCCAAAUUACUGACCCACAAAAUCAUAAGAUACAACAAAAUGGUUGUUUUGAGCUACUGAAUUGUGGGGUAGAUUGUUUAUGCAGGAAUAGACAACUGAGACCAUGCCUUAAAAUGGACACAGUAUUUCUGAUGCAUUAUCUCAUUCAUUCAUCCAAUAAAUAAUUACUGUGAACCAUUAUGUGUCAGGCACUACUCUUUAUUCUAGAGACACAGUAGUUUAAAAAAAGGCCAGCAAAGACCCUGUUUUCAUGGAGCUUGCAAUCUACUGGUUUAGAUAGAUAAUAAGUAAAGAAAUAACUACAAUAUGCCAGAUGGUGAUAAGGGCGAUAAAGAUAAGUGAAGCAUGUCAAGGGAGCAUCCCAGCAAGACAACUCUCUUUUUAUAAAAGAGAAAACAGAGUCUUAGAAAGAUUAAAUAAUAGGCAGUAAGAGAAGCAAGUUCCUAGGUACAAUGAAACUGGAGUUUCACUUGAUGAAACACUGUUCAAUAGAAUUUAUAAAUUCAAAUUGUUGUUUAGCACAGCAGAGGAACCUAAUAGGCAGAAGUGUGGCUUGGAUGGAUGUUCCUGACUACCCAGGCUGUCCGAGUAAACUGUUGUAUAUACAAGAAUGAAAAGAUCUGAGGUGGAGCCAAGGUGGCCAAAUAGGAACAGCUCCAGUCUAGAGCUCCCAGCGUGAGCAAUGCAGAAGACGGGUGAUUUCUGCCUUGCCAACUGAGGUACUGGGGAGUGUCGGAAAGUGGUUGCAGGACAGUGGGUGCACUGCACCCAGCAUGAGCCAAAGGAGGGCGAAGCAUCACCUCACCCGGGAGGCGCAAGGGGUCAGGGAAUUCCCUUUCCUAGUCAAAGAAAGGGGUGACAGACAGCACCUGGAAAAUCGGGUCAUUCCCACCCUAAUACUGCACUUUUCCAACAGUCUUAGCAAACGGCACACCAGGAGAUUAUAUCCCGUGCAUGGCUCGGGGGGCCCUACACCCAUAGAGCCUCCCUCAUUGCUGGCACAGCAGACUGAGAUCGAACUGCAAGGCGGCAGCGAGGCUGGGGGAGGGGCACCUGCCAUUGCCGAGGCUGGAGUAGGUAAACAAAGCAGCCUGGAAGCUCGAACUGGGUGGAGCCCACUGCAGCUCAAGGAGGCCUGCCUGCCUCUGUAGACUGCACCUCUGGGGGCAGGGAAUAGUCAAACAAAAGGCAGCAGAAUCCUCUGCAGACUUAAAUGUCCCUGUCUGACAGCUUUGAAGAGAGUAGUGGUUCUCCCAGCACACAGCUUGAGAUCUGAGAAUGGACAGACUGCCUCCUUAGGUUGGUCCCUGACCCCCAAGUAGCCUAACUGGGAGGCCCCCCCCAGUAGGGGCAGACAGACACCUCACAUGGCCGGGAACUCCUCUGAGACAAAACUUCCAGAGGAACGAUCAGGCAGCAACAUUUGCUGCUCACCAGUGUCUGCUGUUCUGCAGCCUCCGCUGCUGAUACCCUGGCAAACAGGGUCUAGAGUGACCUCAAGCAAACUCCAACAGACCUGCAGCUGAGGGUCCUGACUGUUAGAAGGAAAACUAACAAACAGAAAGGACAUCCACACCAAAACCCCAUCUGUACAUCACCAUCAUCAAAGACCAAAGGUAGAUAAAACCACAAAGAUGGGGAAAAAUAGAGCAGAAAAACUGGAAACUGUAAAAAUCAGAGUGCCUUUCCUCCUCCAAAGGAACGCAGCUCCUCGCCAGCAAUGGAACAAAGCUGAAUGGAGAAUGACUUUGACAAGUUGAGAGAAGAAGGCCUCAGACGAUCAAACUACUCCGAGCUAAAGGAGGAAGUUCAAACCCAUGGCAAAGAAGUUAAAAACCUUGAAAAAAAAUUAGACGAAUGGCUAACUAGAAUAACCAAUACAGAGAAGUCCUUAAAGGACCUGAUGGAGCUGAAAACCAAGGCACGAGAACUACGUGACAAAUGCACAAGCCUCAGUAGCCGAUUCGAUCAACUGGAAGAAAGGGUAUCAGUGAUGGAAGAUGAAAUGAAUGAAAUGAAGCAAGAAGAGAAGUUUAAAGAAAAAAGAAUAAAACAAAAUGAACAAAGCCUUCAAGAAAUAUGGGGCUAUGUGAAAAGACCAAAUCUACGUCUGAUUGGUGUACCUGAAAGUGACGGGGAGAAUGGAACCAAGUUGGAAAACACUCGGAAGGAUAAUAUCCAGGAGAACCUCCCCAAUCUAGCAAGGCAGGCCAACAUUCAAAUUCAGGAAAUACAGAGAAUGCCACAAAGAUACUCCUUGAGAAGAGCAACUCCAAGACAAAUAAUUGUCAGAUUCACCGAAGUUGAAAUGAAGGAAAAAAUGUUAAGGGCAGCCAGAGAGAAAGGUCGGGUUACCCUCAAAGGGAAGCCCAUCAGACUAACAGCGGAUCUCUUGGCAGAAACUCUACAAGCCAGAAGAGAGUGGGGGCCAAUAUUCAACAUUCUUAAAGAAAAGAAUUUUCAACCAGAAUUUCACAUCCAGCCAAAUGAAGCUUCAUAAGUGAAGGAGAAAUAAAAUACUUUACAGACAAGCAAAUGCGGAGAGAUUUUGUCACCACCAGGCCUGCCCUAAAAGGGCUCCUGAAGGAAGCACUAAACAUGGAAAGGAACAACCGGUACCAGCCACUGCAAAAACAUGCCAAAUUGUAAAGACCAUCAAGGCUAGGAAGAAACUGCAGCAACUAACAAGCAAAAUAACCAGCUAACAUCAUAAUGACAGGAUCAAAUUCAAACAUAACAAUAUUAACCUUAAAUGUAAGUAGGCUAAAUGCUCCAAGUAAAAGACACAGAAUGGCAAAUUGGAUAAAGAGUCAAGACCCAUCAGUGUGCUGUAUUCAGGAAACCCAUCUCACAUGCAGAGACACACAUAGGCUCAAAAUAAAGGGAUGGAGGAAGAUCUACCAAGAAAAUGGAAAACAAAAAAAUGCAGGGGUUGCAAUCCUAGUCUCUGAUAAAACAGACUUUAAACCAACAAAGAUCAAAAGAGACAAAGAAGGCCAUUACAUCAUGGUAAAGGGAUCAAUUCAACAAGAAGAGCUAACUAUCCUAAAUAUAUAUGCACUCAAUACAGGAGCACCCAGAUUGAUAAAGCAAGUCCUUAGAGACCUAGAAAGAGACUUAGACUCCCACACAAUAAUAAUGGGAGAAUUUAACACCCCACUGUCAACAGUAGACAGAUCAACGAGACAGAAAUUCAACAAGGAUAUCCAGGAAUUGAACUCAGCUCUGCACCAAGUGGACCUAAUAGACAUCUACAGAACUCUCCACCACAAAUCAACAGAAUAUACAUUCUUCUCAGCACCACACUGCACUUAUUCCAAAAUUGACCACAUAGUUGGAAGUAAAGCACUCCUCAGCAAAUGUAAAAGAACAGAAAUUAUAAUAAACUGUCUCUCAGACCACAGUGCAAACAAACUAGAACUCAGGAUUAAGAAACUCACUCAAAACCACUCAACUAUAUGGAA